Daldinia childiae is the source of this 831-nucleotide messenger RNA. Its product is annotated as putative monooxygenase. Bases 1 to 831 code for a protein of 276 amino acids. Gene Ontology annotation, molecular function: FAD binding. Lineage: Eukaryota; Fungi; Ascomycota; Sordariomycetes; Xylariales; Hypoxylaceae. The record is from RefSeq and is a predicted model, not a curated record. The transcript has a single exon.
AUGCGCGUCAGGACGUGUAUCAACUCAGCUCAGCUUCUCACUGGUAACUCUCUAGCAUGGUUCGGCGUGUAUGAAGCGCUUGAUAAACCUACGUCAGAACGCAUCAAAUAUACCGAAAAGGAUAAGGAGGAGGCCAUACAGAGAUGGGGACAUCUGUACACCGCUCCCGGCAUGAGAGUGCGCGACGUUUUCGGCCUACAGGAUGGAAACUUUGGUAUGAUCAACCUGGAGGAGGGUCGUGUAGACAAAUGGUAUUGGAAUCGUAUCGUCCUCGCAAGUGAUGCUAUUCGGAAACUAGAGCCUCACGCCGGAUUAGGAUAUAAUAGCGGUUUGGCCGAUGUAGUUGUCCUCGUGAAUAAGCUCCGACGCUUACUCGAGACUACUCGGUCACCGGAUACGAAAGCCUUAGAAGCGGUAUUCGCCGACUACCAGGAGGAGCGGAAAAAGGAUGAGCCAAUAGUUCAUGACAUGUCCAUGCGUCGUGCUCGAGCUUACGCGUGGCUCAGCCCAAUGGAUAAGAUCAUGACUAAAUACAUCAUCCCUUACACUAGCUUCGGAGUAUACAGCACAAACCGCAUAUAUGGGCCAGUCGUCUCCCGUGCCCCUGUCCUGGAUUGGCUGGAAGAGAAGUCUGAUACCAAAAACUUGAAAAUACCUUACGCCCACCAUCCUAUUGUCAAGGGGAAGAAGUCAAAGAAUGCGUUAUCAAGGAACCAUAGCUACUACAAUCCAUCAGCCUAUAUCGGAGUGGUCAUUGCGGCUGCUCUUACUGGAGUGGGACUCCAGUAUUACCAUAGGAUCUUGACAAUGAUAAGUCCCAAGGCGACCUAG